Messenger RNA from Caretta caretta (loggerhead turtle), 1647 nucleotides. NCBI's taxonomy places the organism in Eukaryota, Metazoa, Chordata, Testudines, Cheloniidae. The record is from RefSeq and is a predicted model, not a curated record.
CUGCGCAGGCGCCGCUGGGCGCGCGGUGAUCUGGGGAGCGGGUCCGGAAGAGGCCGAGUUCGGCCCGGAGCGCGCGGAGCCUGGGGGCGGGGCCAGCCCGGGGCGCCCCCCCUCCCCCCGCCCCUGCAGGAGCAGCAGCAGCCCGGCAUCGGAUGAAGUGGGCGGCCGCUCACGAAAGCUGAGGCGCAAAGAAACGGGCCCCGUCUCUGAGGGGCCACAAGUCCUCCUGUCCUUUUUGCGGAGACGGAGGAAGGCAAAACCUGCCGUUUGUUUGAGCAUCGGCCUUCCUGGGCUACCGCCCGCCUCCUCGCUUUGGGAUCUCCGACUCUGCCGCUCCUGGGCCCCUGCUCGGGCGCCUAGGCCUUGCUGCCUCGCGAAGGGGUGCGUGUCCCCAAAACGGACCCCACGGCAGGCACGGCCUUCCCCGGGACUGACUGGUUUCGGCAGAGUGGUUUAAGGAGGGAAUGGGACGGAGGCCUGUAGAGGGCGGAAGUGAGGCUCGUUAACCGGGGCUCCUGUCCUGUCUGAGGCGCCUGCUGAUGUCCGUGAUGUGCCUGUUGCAGAGAGGACUUUGGAGACUGAUGCUUCUGGUUGUCUGGCCAGCGCCGUGUACCAGUGCUCAGUUCAUCCUGAAAGCUUCAGCCGUGUACAUAUGUGUUAUAUAAUGUGGUCCCGACAAACUGUCCCCAACGUUGCAGAACUCGGGACUAGCGGAGGCCGGGGGCAGUCGGAGGUAGCAGCAGGACCUGUUGGAGAGAGUUAACGUGGGGUGAAUUCAGCAAGCGUUACACAGGCUUCUCUUGCUCUUUUCCUUGUAGUUGGGUAGCGCUGUACAAUGGAAAUCAGCCACUCUGUCAAAGAGCGCACCAUUGCUGAGAACAGCCUGGUCAUCCUACUCCAAGGUAUCCACGGCUACGUCACCACAGUCGAUCUCCGCGACGAGAGCACCGUGCUGGGCCGCAUCACCAAUGUGGACGCCUUCAUGAACAUUCGCCUGGCUGAGGUGACCUUCACAGACAGGCAGGGCAGAGUCUCCCAGCUGGAUGACCUGUUUGUGACCGGCAGGAAUGUCCGCUAUGUCCAUAUCCCUGACGAAGUGGAUAUCAAGGCCACAGUGGAGAAGCAGCUGCAGCUGAUCCACAAGGUGCGCUAUUUUGGAGGCCGAGACAAAGGGAGAAAGGAAUUCCCUACAGCAAGACACAAAUAAACUCUCCUGGGCGUUGCCCAGAAUUCCCAGGGAGCUCUAACCUGGAACGACAGCUCUCAGAUCCCUUAUAACAUCACCCCCACUUCUGUACUGGAAAUCUUCCUGUCUCUGCUACCGUUUUAGAGACUACAACAAACAUGUCUCAUCCUGAAAGAUCCCCUGGGCUGCUCUAUCAAAUCCCUUCUCCAUUUGUUACAGGGUUUUGGUUUCUUAGGGCAGCUUCCUGACAUUGGUGUUGGCGGGAUGAAGGGGGGGGGGAAUGCAGACAAGGGAUCAUCCAUAGGAGUUUAUUUUUAAAUUUUAAGGCCUCUGUGAAACCUUCUGGUGUGUUUCUUGAUGCUCUGGCAGGUAAAGGGAAGGAGGACACUUUUAUAUCCUGUCUCGUUCUUAAGUUGAUCAGUAAACUUUUUUUUCAAAUAAAAUCUUUAUCCAGAAACCAA